CUAGGAACAGCCCAUGCCUCAAAUACAAAACAGUGGUAGAUUCUGGAACAUCUAUGAACUUGCUCUCUGAUGAGCACUAAGUGCCCACCUGCUUGAUGAACACCUUCUGGCAGUGCAGACACCCUUUACAGUGUAAUUGAGGCGCUCCCGCUUUACUCAAGGAUCUAGAGGAACAUUGUGAAUCGUGCUUGCCACUGAUUUUCACAAGGAGGUCGUUGAGACGAGCUUAGCCUUCGUAGCUGAGGUUCUGUGCCUUGAUAUCUCACCGUACGCCACCUUCCUUCCAUUUUUCAACUGGAGACGAACAAUUGACCCUAGUCAAUCCAAGGGUCGCUGGCCCCAGGAUGGCUGCGGGUCCUAGCUCGGGGCCAGUGCCUACACAAGAGCUGGCAAUAGACCGCUCUGUGCACCGCUCGGGCAUUGUGCCAACGCUGCAGAAUAUCGUAGCAACAGUCAACCUGGAUUGCAAGCUGGACUUGAAAACCAUUGCACAGAAGGCACGAAAUGCUGAGUACAAUCCAAAGAGGUUUGCAGCGGUGAUCAUGCGAAUACGAGAUCCAAAGACCACUGCCUUAGUGUUUGCUUCUGGCAAAAUGGUCUGCACUGGUGCAAAGAGUGAGGAGCACGCAAGGACUGCUGCAAGGAAGUAUGCUAAAAUCAUCCAGAAGCUGGACUUCCCUGCCACGUUCAAGGACUUCAAGAUCCAGAACAUCGUGGGAUCCUGCGAUGUGAAGUUCCCCAUUCGACUGGAGGGCCUGAAUUACAGCCAUGGAAUGUUCUCCAGCUACGAGCCAGAGCUGUUUCCAGGUCUGAUCUACAGAAUGAAGGAGCCCAAGGUGGUGCUGCUCAUCUUUGUGUCGGGCAAGGUUGUGCUGACAGGUGGCAAGAAGCGGGAGGACAUCUAUGAGGCAUUCGAGUCCAUCUAUCCAGUGCUGCAGGAGUUCAGGAAGGGGGAAGCGGUGCCAAGCGCACCGGCCCUGCCCUCCACGGCCCCUGCCCGAGCCCUACCUGCUGCUCCCGGAAGCACUGUACAGCUGGGACUGCCAGCACCUCAGCUGCAGCUGGCUGGGCCAUCAACAUGAUGGUGCAUGCUGCAAGUGCAUGGCGGUUGUUAGCUGAGAGAUCUAGCAUGCAAUGGCUGCGUGAGUGCGUGCGACAAGCAUAAUGGAGCCAUCUUGUUUGUCAAUUAAUUGUGCUGUUUGAUAUGCAUGGGGGCCUUGCUAAGUACAUACACAGUAUGUCUUGCGUGAAACGAUGGCGAAUGCCGGAUCUGCACAUGUAGGGAAGAAAUAAUGUUCUGUACACAUGUGCGUAUCCCCGUGUAAUGCGUAUCCACGACAUAUAUGCGUAUGUCCCUCGGCCCCGGCUGGCGGUAUAAAUACUGAGCACGGUGCCCACAGUUGAUUGGGUCUUGGAUCUGGUUGGAUCUUGCGAGUCCAUAAAGGGGUAGGAUUUUGGCAGCCUUUACUGCAGCUUGUCUGCAGACGCACCUUGCUUCUGGCAGGAAAAGCGUGUAAUAAUAAAUA
Messenger RNA from Coccomyxa subellipsoidea C-169, 1526 nucleotides. RefSeq names its product TBP-domain-containing protein. Bases 345 to 1082 code for a protein of 245 amino acids. The record is from RefSeq and is a predicted model, not a curated record. The transcript is spliced from 8 exons. Gene Ontology annotation, molecular function: DNA binding; RNA polymerase II general transcription initiation factor activity. Lineage: Eukaryota; Viridiplantae; Chlorophyta; Trebouxiophyceae; Coccomyxaceae. Gene Ontology annotation, biological process: DNA-templated transcription initiation.